Messenger RNA from Drepanopeziza brunnea f. sp. 'multigermtubi' MB_m1, 1029 nucleotides. RefSeq lists its product as uncharacterized. NCBI's taxonomy places the organism in Eukaryota, Fungi, Ascomycota, Leotiomycetes, Helotiales, Drepanopezizaceae. Gene Ontology annotation, biological process: iron-sulfur cluster assembly. Gene Ontology annotation, molecular function: ATP binding; 4 iron, 4 sulfur cluster binding; ATP-dependent FeS chaperone activity. Gene Ontology annotation, cellular component: cytosol. The record is from RefSeq and is a predicted model, not a curated record.
AUGGCGCCCUCCCUCGACGCCCCCGAAAACGUCCAAGAUGUCCUCAAGAACCCUCUCAAAGCCGCCCCCAAACUCGUGGCCCCCGAACCAGAGCACUGCCCAGGGCCCGAGUCUGAUGCAGCAGGGAAAGCUGACUCCUGCGCCGGCUGCCCGAAUCAAGCAAUAUGCGCAUCUGCACCAAAAGGGCCAGAUCCCGACAUACCCGUCAUUACAGCGCGACUAUCUGGAAUCAAGCACAAAGUGCUGAUCUUGUCAGGGAAGGGCGGAGUAGGAAAGAGCACCUUCACAAGUCUACUCGCACACGCGUUUGCUACGAAUCCGGAUAAUACGGUGGGAAUCAUGGAUACGGACAUCUGCGGCCCGAGUAUACCCAAGAUGAUGGGUGUGGAGGACGAGACAAUUCAUGUCAGUGGGGGAGGCUGGAGCCCGGUGUGGGUGCUUGAGAAUCUGGGGGUUAUGAGUGUGCAAUUUAUGUUGCCGAAUAAGGACGAUGCGGUUAUCUGGAGGGGUCCGAAGAAGAAUGGGUUGAUAAAGCAGUUCCUGAAGGAUGUGGAGUGGGGUGAUAUGGAUUUCUUGCUGGUCGACACGCCGCCGGGAACGAGCGACGAGCAUUUGAGUGUAAACUCUUUCUUGAAGGAGAGCGGGGUUGAUGGGGCGGUCAUGGUCACGACGCCACAGGAGGUUGCACUGCUUGACGUGCGGAAGGAAAUAGAUUUCUGUCGGAAGGCUGGUAUCAAGGUCUUGGGCAUUGUGGAGAAUAUGUCGGGGUUCGUCUGCCCCAAGUGCACCCACCAGAGCGAGAUUUUCCAGGCAACGACCGGCGGAGCGGGUGCCUUGGCUAAGGAGAUGAAUAUCCCAUUCCUCGGAGCUGUACCCCUCGACCCGCGAAUCGGAAUGGCUUGCGAUUAUGGAGAGAGCUUUUUUGACUCCUGGCCUGACAGCCCAGCUUGCACAGCAUUAAAAGCCGUGGUGCGGAGGGUUGGCGAAGAAAUGGGGCUGAGAGCCGAUGACAUUUUACCAGAGGGAUAG